AAUUAGAACCGCUUAUCUUCCGAAAUUGUACUAGAGCAGAAGAAUGAAAAUGUUGGGCGCCAUCUUGCUUGUGUCUCACCCCAUCCACAUAAUCAAAGCCAGAUAGCAGAGCAAGAGCAAUAAGAACUUUUGACGUCUUGUUUAUUCGCGCCUUCAGUGGAUGUGUACAUGUAAAUUUGCUUUAAAAGUGAUUGUGUUCAUAAUUUUUGUAGUGCACUAAUAAAGUAUGGAUGAUGAUAUGGCCGAGGAAGUUUUCCACGCGGAAAUCAUCGAAACGGAUAUCAAUGACUUGUGUCGAAUUUGUGGCAGCACAUCCGACAGCCCACUGAUCCCGAUUUAUGAUGAAAAUGGGCUUGCGGAGGAUUUGGCAUCCAAAAUUAUGUUGUAUCUACCAAUAAAGGUAUCAGAAGAAGAUGCUCUGCCGAUAAAAACAUGUGUAAAUUGCACAAAUGGCGUUUUAACAUGGCACCUUCUGUACGAAUGCUGUGUUGAUGCAGAUCGGAGGUUCAAAGCAAUGUUCUCUGAAGAGCAACUCAUCCAACCACAACCACGGAAGAAAUCAGGGAAAGAUAAGACAUAUGAAAAUACUGAAACUUCAAAACCCGAAGAGAAUGUAAACGAAACAAAUCAAGUAGAAGAGCAUGAGAUGGAAGACGUAAUGUUUUUGAAAGCCGAGUUUGGUCCCGAGGACGAACAAUAUCUGGAAGACGAAACACAUUUAGCCGAUGGCGAGCUUGAACCAAAAAGCGAUGAUCAGCCUGUGAAACGUCCUGCUUCAUUUGAAAGUUUUCUUGAACCUUCGUCUUCUUCACCAAUUGGAUCAGAAUUCAUUGUUUUAGACAUACAACAUGAUACCAGAUUAAACGACGCCGUAGAUAACAAACCUUAUGAAGAAGAACAAGCCCGGCCAGAGCGGCAAGAUAAUAUAACCCACUACGUGUGUCCUGGUACAGACUGCCAAAUUGGUUACUACAGUAAAUCCGAGUUUUGUGCGCAUCUAAUCAAUGCACACAAAGACAAUCAUGAAUUAUUGAUUAUGCUUGGACAGCAAUCGUCACAAGCAGACAAGAAAACUAUUCGUGAUGCUCGGACUGUUGUAGACGGGCGAACAAUGUUCAAAUGCCCCGAAUGUGACAAAAUGCUUUCGACAUCAUACUGCUUCAAAAACCAUCUAAGAAUACAUACCAACGAAAGGCCGUACAUCUGUUUCUUCUGCAAUAAAUCAUUCCGAAUAUAUUCAGGAAUUGUGAGACAUAUACAGGGUACCCACUUGCAAUUAAAGAAGUUUACUUGCGAGAUUUGCAAUAGUAAAUUUACAAGUCGAGAUAAUUUACGACAGCAUUCGUUCCUACAUGCUGAUGACAAGCCUUAUGUAUGUGAUAUUUGUGGAAAAGGAUUCAAACAAAAAGCUUCACUAUUUCUACACAGUCGCACACAUUUAGAUUCGUUUCCGUACAAGUGUGCUUAUUGCGGUAAAGGAUUUCGGUUUAAAACUCCAAUGCUCUAUCAUUUAAGCAUUCACACUGGUGAAAAAGCAAAUACAUGCGAAAUAUGCGGAAAAAUGUUUCGAUUGAAAAAUGAUUUGAAUCAGCAUCGACAAUUGCAUAGUACUGAAAAGCCCUUCAAAUGUACUGAGUGCCCGGAAGCUUUCAAACAAAAAAGAUAUUUAAGUAGACAUUGUAAAACUCAUCAUGCCAAUAGUUCUGUGAUAAGUGAUUUAGUGGAAAUUAAAAAGAUCUUGCAUCGGAUAUUCAAAAGCCGUCAGCAACAUCAGUGUAACUUUUGCAAGGAGGUCUACACUUCUAAGGAGACAUUAACUGAGCAUUUAAGGAAUAAUCACUACAAUCAAAUAUUCCAUUGUGACAUCUGUAAUGAAUACAAAGAUCAAAAAGAUCUCAUAGUUCAUAUGACUCAGCACGCCUUGAAUUCUCUUCAACCUUCACAAGACCAGCAGCAACCGAACCAACCACAAACCAAAUCGACGAAACCAAAGAACAAGUCUAUUAUUAGUACAACCGGAAACAAUAAACUAAAGUGUAAGAAGUGUGAUAAGAUUUUCGCGAGUUUGAAUGGAGUCCGUUACCACAUGAACUCGGUACAUGCUAAAUUGAAGAACUUCAAGUGUGAUAAGUGCGAAAAGGCCUUUUCAUGUAAACGCGUUCUAGAUAACCACAUGAAAAGUAUUCACAUAAAGAAGAAAGUCUUUCAAUGCGACUUAUGUGAAAAGGCAUUCAAAACAGAUGCAGCUCUGUAUACCCACAAGAAAAUCCAUGAUAAUGUCUUUCCAUAUGAAUGCGAUAAGUGCGGAAAAACAUUCCGUUUCAAACAUCAUCAUGUUUCGCAUUUAGAGAUACACAAUAUGGUGAAGAAGUAUGCCUGUAAUAUUUGCAGUAAGCAGUUCUAUGCACAGAAUAAUUUAAGUAAACAUAUGAAAACCCACGAGACUACACUCGAGUAUACCUGCCAUCUCUGCAAUGUUAAAAUGAAUCAGCGGCGCUACUUAUACGAACAUAUGAAACGUGUUCAUCAGCCUGUUCUCAACAAGGAUAACAGUAAUUGAUUCGUUAAUUAUCAAACUAUUAAAAAAACAAGAAAAACCCAGUGUCAUUAGAAAGUUAUAAGACUUUUGGAGUACAAAUAUUUAUUACUAGUAGUAUUUCGGCUAUUUAUUUACAUUAUUAUUAUAAAUAUUUAAUUAACAUAAUGUCAAUGUUAAUGUUAGUUGAGAGAAUUGCGUUAUUGUUAACCUGUAGAGCAGACAUAAUUUAUUCUAAAACUAAUUGUACCUAUGUUAAGCACACAUUAAACCCUGAAUAAUAUGAAUUGUGUUUUAACUCAA
Messenger RNA from Hermetia illucens (black soldier fly), 2839 nucleotides. RefSeq names its product zinc finger protein 708-like. Gene Ontology annotation, cellular component: nucleus. Gene Ontology annotation, biological process: regulation of transcription by RNA polymerase II. The record is from RefSeq and is a predicted model, not a curated record. The transcript has 5 exons. Bases 227 to 2560 code for a protein of 777 amino acids. Gene Ontology annotation, molecular function: zinc ion binding; DNA-binding transcription activator activity, RNA polymerase II-specific; RNA polymerase II cis-regulatory region sequence-specific DNA binding. Lineage: Eukaryota; Metazoa; Arthropoda; Insecta; Diptera; Stratiomyidae.